Messenger RNA from Castor canadensis (American beaver), 2929 nucleotides. It is a transcript of the gene Cops7b, whose product is annotated as COP9 signalosome subunit 7B. Gene Ontology annotation, biological process: COP9 signalosome assembly. Gene Ontology annotation, cellular component: COP9 signalosome. NCBI's taxonomy places the organism in Eukaryota, Metazoa, Chordata, Mammalia, Rodentia, Castoridae. The record is from RefSeq and is a predicted model, not a curated record.
GUGUGCACAAAUUCACAACCCGCCCGCUAGCGAGCUUGGUGAUUUCAGAAUCCCGAGACUUGAAACCAGGCGGGAAGACAUUCUUCACGCUGAAAAGAAGAUGACAGCCCACGAAGAAUUAACUUCUGUUUACGUGGAACUCAGAAGUCUCCUUCAAAUCAUGAUCACAAGGCCAGAGAAUGGCAGGUGAACAGAAACCCUCAAGUAACCUUCUGGAGCAGUUUAUUUUACUAGCCAAAGGUACCAGUGGCUCAGCUCUCACUGCUCUCAUAAGCCAGGUGUUAGAGGCUCCCGGAGUGUAUGUCUUUGGAGAACUGCUGGAACUGGCCAACGUUCAGGAGCUUGCCGAAGGAGCUAAUGCUGCUUAUUUGCAGUUGCUGAACCUGUUUGCCUAUGGAACAUACCCAGAUUACAUAGCCAACAAGGAGAGCCUGCCGGAACUGAGCAUAGCUCAGCAGAACAAGCUGAAACAUCUUACCAUCGUGAGUUUGGCGUCAAGAAUGAAGUGUAUCCCUUACUCUGUGCUGCUGAAGGACCUGGAGAUGAGAAAUCUCCGGGAACUAGAAGACCUUAUCAUAGAGGCUGUCUACACUGAUAUCAUCCAGGGCAAGCUGGACCAGCGAAACCAGCUGCUUGAAGUGGAUUUUUGCAUUGGCCGUGACAUCCGGAAGAAGGAUAUCAAUAAUAUUGUCAAGACCUUGCAUGAAUGGUGUGAUGGUUGUGAAGCGGUUCUACUGGGCAUUGAGCAGCAAGUUCUGAGAGCCAACCAGUACAAAGAGAACCACCACCGGACUCAGCAGCAGGUGGAGGCAGAGGUUACCAACAUCAAGAAGACACUUAAAGCCACCGCGUCCUCCUCAGCUCAGGAAAUGGAGCAGCAGCUGGCCGAGCGGGAGUGUCCCCCUCAUACUGAGCAGAGGCAGCCCACCAAGAAGAUGUCCAAAGUGAAAGGUCUGGUCUCUAGCCGCCACUAGGGCUGGCUGGGGCAGCUGGCACUCACCAGGCCUGGGUCAGGUGGGGAGGGGACACCACGGGCCUAUUUCCUCUCCUCUCUACCUGCAGUGAGUUCCAGACCUGCCCAUCCCCUCACCAGCACCUCCUCACCCAUUGGUACCGGUCCAGAAAAACCAUUGCUCCUACCCCUAUCCACCUUUUCCUUCCCUAGUUGUUCCCUUCAGACUCAGGGGCUCCACGGAUGCCGUCCUAACAGGAUUGAACACUGCCCGGCUUCCCUCCAGGAGGUUUUUGUCUCUGCGUACGGGCUUGUCUCCCUCCCAGUUGUUCUUUUGCUCCGUGUCCUUUUGUCAGGCUGGUCAUAAGCCGGAGGCAGCUUUACCCGGCCCACAGGGAUGACUGCAGAGGAGGCCCCUCCCUCUCUGAGCAAGGAGGGGCCUUCCUUCUCCAGCCCCAUGUACCGCAGUACCCACAAUGGUGCAGACGUCUAGCCAGGUAUCCACAUGCUUUGUUCUCCUCUCCUGCCUUACCCUGUGUUGGCAGCUCCAGUUCAGGCAAUGGAGGGAUGUGAUGCUGGGCUAUGUUUACUAAACCUGCGGGUUUUUAGCCUCUUAAGCCCAGUUCAGAUCUCUCAUCAGUUGGGAGUGCUGGGCUGACUAACCUCUGGUAUCUGAGCACAAACGGAGGGUGCUGGGGUCUGCUGGGUGGCAGAAAUUGUUUCUCCCGGCUUGGUAUCCUCUGCUGGCCACUCUUCCUGCUGCCUCUGACUGCUCAGCCUCAUUUCGGCAUGUAGGCCCAGCUGCCCGCUGGGGCUGUCUGCCAACGUUUGCUCUCCCGAGAUCUUUCAUGCCUCCUGGCCGCCCCUGCAGUGGGGUGGUGGUGCCGAGGCCCCUCGUCUGGAGAAGGACAGUUGCUGCUUCUGUCUCUUCCUUCCCAUUCCUCCUUGGCUGGUGACCCAGAGCCCUCUGAUGACACCGCACUCCUGGCCAGAGAAAAGGACUUGACUAGACUUUCAGAAUUUGAACAGUUUCAGGUUAUAUUUUAACUUUUUUUUUUUUUGUACAGGUUGAUUCUAAUACAUUUCAUCGUGCUUUUUUCUCCCCUGUGUCAAUAUUUGUUAAAGAUUAAUCGCCGGGGAUUUUUCACUUGGUGGGAGGGUGGUGUGUGUAUGUGUGUGUGUUUUGUUUUUAUGAGGGGAGGUGGAGGUCCUGGGCUGAUAUUAAAGUUCAUUGAGGAAAAAGCACAUUUCAGAACAAAAAAUAAAAAGCAUAGAUUUUGCUGUAUGUGACUGUAGAGCGUGGGGUUGUAUAGAGGGUGGAUGUGGAGGGGCAGUGAUUAGGGUGUUUCAGAGAAAUGUGAUGUUAUUCAAUUCCAUGGUGGAAAACUGGGUUUCAGCUUUUUCUAAAAUGUCCAGCAACUGCCUACCCUUGAUGAAAUGUUCAAGUGUCCUUGUUUUCUUUUCACGCCGGUCCAUGUGCCCAUACCACAUUAUGUCCAACAGGAGAGUUAAGUUUAAUUCCCAAAGUGUAUUUCAUGAAUCCCCUGGUCAGAUGCUCUGUGGAAAAGGGGUUCUGUUAUUAAAUAAAUGUGGCACUCCCUGCAUCCCAUAUCCUCACUGGAAAUUCAUUACUAAGGGCUUAGAGAAGUCCUGGGAUGGGGGCGGGGAGCCUGUGCCCACAGCUGAUUUCAUCACCAAAUCUUUUGGAGUAUUGCUCUUUCUAGUGGGACACAUUUUACAUUUUGGGGGAAGUUUUGGGAAACAUAUUUCUCAAAAACCCUAAGAGAGACUAUCUCCCAACCUCAUAGGUGUUUAUAGCUAUUCUUUCUAGACCUAAAAGAGGAAUACUCUUGGAAAGCUACCUUUUGAACUUAUUUUUCCCUCUGGUAAGUAGGUUAUAAAAUGUAGCUUGGUUUGUAUACCAUGCAUGGUCAUUUGUUUUGAUGGUCCCCACGGCCCUAAGGAUCUGUAGGAACA